Messenger RNA from Candidozyma pseudohaemuli, 1488 nucleotides. RefSeq names its product U2 snRNP complex subunit. Lineage: Eukaryota; Fungi; Ascomycota; Pichiomycetes; Serinales; Metschnikowiaceae. The record is from RefSeq and is a predicted model, not a curated record. Gene Ontology annotation, cellular component: U2-type spliceosomal complex; U2 snRNP; catalytic step 2 spliceosome. The transcript has a single exon. Bases 1 to 1488 code for a protein of 495 amino acids. Gene Ontology annotation, biological process: mRNA splicing, via spliceosome.
AUGGCACCCAAACGGUCCAAGAACCAGAUCCGCCGUGAAAAGGCAAAACUACGAAAGGUUCAAGACAAAAAUGAUAGCUCCCCACUGUCUUCAGCGCUGAAUACUGCUAAGUCCGAAAGAAAGUCAGACGAACCAUCAUCGAUAGACACACUGACACAACAGACCCAACCUUUGAAUAAUGGCGAUGGGGCUGAUGACAAAUUGGCUAAAGAGUCGGAGAAAGAUACCCAUACUCCACGGGCCAACAUCAAGCAGACACAAAGCUCAGUUGAAAAUGGAAACUCGUCAGACAUCCCGAACCUUACGGGUCAGUUUCAGCAUGUCUUCGCUAAGUUUGAGCAGCCUUCGAAGUCAAGUUCCCAAAGCCUAAUACCUCAGUCUCUCGCAACAGAGCAUCUGGAAUCUUCUGAUGAGGAAAGUCUGAGUGAAGAGGUCGAAAAACCAAUCUCAAAGAGGCAACGUCGUAAAUUAAACAAGGUAUCAAUUGCCGAACUAAAAGCAUACUCCAAUCGACCCAACUCAGUUGCUUGGUACGACGCCGACGCCCCAGAUCCAUAUAUGUGCAUUGCAUUCAAAACCUCCUUCAAUUCAAUAGAUGUGCCAUCCCACUGGCUGCAGAAGAAGGACUAUUUAUCGGGCAAGAAAGGGUAUGAAGUUCCACCAUUCAAGCUACCUAAAUUUAUUCAGGAUACUGGCAUUGCUGAAAUGAGAAACUACGAUCCUGAGUCCCUAAAGAAAGAGCAGCGUGAUAGAGUCCAACCAAAGAUGGGUAAGCUAGACAUUGAUUACCAAAAAUUGCAUGACGCUUUCUUCAAGUAUCAAACCAAACCUCGAUAUUUGAAAUUUGGUGAACUAUAUUGGGAGGGACGAGAGAAGGCUGAUCAACAUCGAGAGACUGUGAUGCAUAUGCGGCCAGGUGUCGUAUCGAAACGGUUGAGGGAAGCAGUUGGGCUUUCAGGAAAUGAUCUUGACGUAAUUCCUCCGUGGGUCACGCUCAUGAAUCUGAUCGGUAAGCCACCCGCCUAUAAACACUGUAUUAUCCCUGGCGUCGAUGUGGUGUACAACAACGGCGGGUAUCGGACAAGCGAAUCGUCCGACUUUAAUUUUCAAGAUGAAGCCGCUUGGGGAGCUUUCGAAAAAGUUGUCGAAUCCGAUUAUGAUGACAGCGAAAGUGAAGAAGAAGCUGAUAGUAACGAUGAUGAUGAAAUUUCUUCUGAAAAGUCUGUUGAAGAAGAGCCAGACGUUGAAGAGCCCGAGAAGGUUGACAUCACUGAGUUCAGCAAGUACAAGACGAAUGCUUCUGACAACAGUUCAAAGGAUACUUCAGGCUCGUUGUACAAAGUCUUGAAGGAAAAAGCUGUUUCUGAUUCCAAGGGAGAAGACAAAAAGACAGGUUAUGAAAUUACUACUGCGGAUGAUACCAGUCCAAUGCAAACUAAAACUAUGAAAGACGACAAAAAAGAAGACGUCGAAGAUUUUGAGUUUUAA